This is a messenger RNA of Styela clava, 3088 nucleotides long. Its product is annotated as protein Wnt-2b-A-like. Gene Ontology annotation, cellular component: extracellular region. Gene Ontology annotation, molecular function: cytokine activity; frizzled binding. The record is from RefSeq and is a predicted model, not a curated record. NCBI's taxonomy places the organism in Eukaryota, Metazoa, Chordata, Ascidiacea, Stolidobranchia, Styelidae. Gene Ontology annotation, biological process: cell fate commitment; canonical Wnt signaling pathway; multicellular organism development.
AUAUAUAAUAUAGCAGGAACUGUAAACUUCAUUCUAAACUUGACAAAAAGGCAAAUCGUCCUAAGCAUUCGUAGAAUUAGUAGAUCGUGAGACUAAACAUAACGACUUCACACCUAAUCUGAUCGUAGACCGACCACUAAAAUUGGAUCUGCGGGAACAAAUCAUUUACAACGACGCACGCGAAUCAUAUUUAGACCGUCGUAACGUUUAUCUGUCUACGUAUUGGAAGAUAUCAACUUGCUGGUCAAAGCUGAUGAAUACACUCAAUCUUCAUAAAACGACAAAAACGAAUUGGAUAUAAAUGGCGCUGGAGUUUUUGUGCAGGGACUAUUAUAACAACUACCACCGACCGACUUCAAAUAUUAUUAUCGUUCUCAUCAUCGUCAACUAUUGUGGAAUGUUUCCUGUAGCUCAAUCUUCAUGGCUGUUUUUCAGCAAAUUCCAAGGGCUUCCUCAUACAAUAGGCCCAAGAAUAUGUGAUCAAAUGUCUUUAGUUCCAAAGCAAAAAGAAAUGUGUCUGGAUGACCCUAAAGUGAUGGUGAGUGUCGGAGAAGGAGCUUUUAAUGGAAUUGCAGAAUGUCAAUAUCAGUUUCGUACAGAGAGAUGGAAUUGUUCAACAAUUGAAAAAGGACAAACCGUUUUCGGGAAAGUCAUAAAUCCUGGUGAGGUUAAAAGAGUCGUUGAAGGUAGUCGGGAGGCAUCGUUCGUUCAUGCUAUCACGGCAGCAGGAGUAAUGUAUUCGGUAACAAGAGCCUGCAGCAGAGGUGAUAUCAAUUCUUGUUCUUGUGAUCGAAGAAAACGUGGAGAUGAUGAAGACAGAGAAGGAAAAUUUACUUGGGGAGGCUGCAGCGAUGACAUCGGAAACGGCACUUACUUUGUUCGAGAGUUCGUAGAUGCAAGUGAAAUUAAUGUUCACGAUGCAAGAGCAGAGAUGAACCUUCAUAAUAAUAGAGCUGGGCGACGAGCUGUGAAAAAAUUCGUGAAGCGUCAAUGUAAAUGCCACGGAAAGACUGGCUCGUGUUAUUUACGAACAUGCUGGGAAGCAAUGGGUGAAUUCAGGCUUACUGGAGACUAUUUGAAAGCGAAGUACAAUAAUGCCGUUCGGGUCACAGUGACACAUAAUGGACCGAAUACAGCAGUGGAGACAGGAGGCGAACUAGUAUCUGCUGAUAAGCUCAAUCCGCCUUCAAAGAAUGAUCUCGUUUAUUUAGAGAAUUCUCCUAGUUAUUGCACAAGAAACGCAAAAAUAGGUACUUAUGGGACUGGUGGUAGGGAGUGUAAUGCAACAUCGACUGGCAACGAUGGGUGUGACAAACUCUGUUGCGGAAGAGGGUAUACGACUAAAAAAGUAACGAGAAUCGAAGACUGUAUGUGCGAAUUUCAUUGGUGCUGUGAAGUAAAAUGCCAGAAAUGCAAUCAGACGAUCGAUAUCCACACUUGCAAAGAAGAAGAUGAAUUUGACAUCUCACACGUGGAUGCAAUACCUUCAACAACAUCACCAUCAACAACCACAGUAUCUACAACAAAAGCAAAGCGCAGAAAGGGGAAGGGACGAAAAGGAAAAAGACGAAAAGGAUCAAAAAGAAAAAGAGGGAAGGGGCGCAGAAAGGGUAAUAAAUCGAAAAAACGUGACAAAAGAGACGUCAAAAACUUUUAUAAAACAGACAAUUAUCGUACGCGAUUUUUUUCACGAGCAAAACAAGACACAGGUUCUCAGAAUCACAGAAUUGUAUCAGAACGAGGCGGCACUGUUUUAAGAUGAUGGCUUCUGUAAAAUGCACAUUGAAAUGGUUUUAACAAUUUUGAUUGCAUAUGCUUGAGAGGCAAGGCGACGAAGAUGAAAUACUCGUACCAUGACAGAUGGAUAAAAUUAUAGAUUGCGUGCUUGAACGGAUUGCAAAUAGAUUUUUCUUUAAAAAUUGAGAUUUUUUGUGAAGCCAACCACAUUGCGACACAAUCUACUGCCAUUUGGGUGUUACGAAGAUAGUAUCAUUAGCAGGACAUUUAAGAACAUUUUUACUUUCGAUGUCCGAUUCAACGUAACAUAUCGCCUGACCUGCCGAAAAAAAAUGCGUGAAAUAUGAAUGCUUCCAUAACGUGGCAAAUAAAUGAGAUCAUACUUAUUUCUCGUAAAUAAUAUUUCAUUACAUUUAAUACGAUUUAUAUACAAUUGAGAAAAUUUACAAUUUAAGCCCAAUUAUUAGGAUGAAGAACGCCGCUUAUCAUCACAUUAUGCAAAGAAUGCUUGCGUUAUAUUACUCUUAAUCGGAUGCGUUUGAAAUGUUCGCUGCCCAGGGCUUUCGCAAUAGCUGGGUGAAUUCUGAUCGCAAAAGUUUAUUAAGUAUUUUUUUUUCAACUAGUGUUGUAGACAAAUUAAAUACUAAUUUUGAAUAAGAGUCAAAAUUUUAGCUCCAUACCUAGUUUACUGACAGUGCGCAUUGAGAAUUUGAAUAAACAUACAGUCGUUAAAGACUGCAUUUAGUGGAAAACAGGACAUGGAUUUCUGCUUGAUAAUAUGAUUUUUUUUUCCUUCUCUUGCGCUAUUUUAGAGUAGAAUUUCAUUAUUUACUAACCAAAGUUCAAACGUCACAAAACUUUUAAUAUAAUGCACUGUCUUUUUGUUUCUUGUUUUUGUUUGUUUAUUACGGUUCCUUUCACAAAUUGUAGUUCUAUCCUAAAUGUAUUAUAAGUUAGAUUAGCAAGUGACGAAAAUAUGACUGCUGAGCUAACAUAUUUUAAACUUUGAUUAUAUCGUACUAUAGUAAAACGUUAGAUUAGUUUGAACUCAAACGGAUAGCGCUUGAAUGCCGUGCUUCGCAUAUUUUUAAUUAAGACUCAAUGUUCAUGAAAUGUAAAUUGUGCUAUUACAUCACACGGCUUAAUAUGAUCGUUUGAUGUAACAGUACAUUUAUGUUACAAGCUACGGCUCUCAAAAUCUUUGUUUAAAUCUUGAAAAGCUAGUUCCUUCCGAUGAACACAUGUUUUAUUAGAAUCAUCAUUCAUUUGCUUUUUCUUUUCAGUGAUAAUAUCUUUACUUUGCUUUUAUUAAUCUUGUUUUUAUAUUUGUUUAUUUAUUAUGAUUGAUUAU